AUGGCGCGGACAAAGACGGAAGCAUCUAGGCAUGCGACACUCCGGGAGAUCUGCUCAAACAUCAGUCGAGAAACGCUGGACGUCGCUCUUUCGAAGCUUAGCGAAGAUGCAGCAAGUGAGUUACUACAAGCCGUCAGUACGGUGGUGGUAGCGAAGCCGAUGCCUGCAAGAAAGAAGACAUCUACAAGCUCCUCUGGACCAAGACAGUCAGGUGUAUCCAAGAAACCGAGGAAACCUAUGAAGAAGAAUCCCUAUGCGAGGAGAAAGAAGAAGCCAGCCGCCAGCCAGCCAACUCCUGGGUGGACAGUCGACGCAGCAAACGCAGCCUCCAAAGGUCUAUAUAACGAAGGAACGUGGUGUUACCGUAACGCGCUGCUGCAGUGUCUCCUUCACAUGCCAGCAUAUUGUAAUGCCCUGGCUAUCAUGCACCCGAAAUGCACACUGGGAGCAAGGCGCUGUGUUCGGUGCGCACUGAAGAGCGUUGCCACACGAUACUGGGGCCGUAGUCAGUUUCCGGCCAACGCCUUCGCGAACCCAGGGGCAGAUCUUGAUGCUGCCCUUAGGCGUGCCAUAUCCCCCGAGGAUGUGCGAAUCGGCGAAGACAUCCACCGACCUAUGCAGAGCUGCCCCUUCGAUAUCUGGGAGGUUGGCUUCGUCGAACAGUUGCAUGGUGGAAAAGAUACGACCAACAAAGAUUCGCCUAUGAUUACAAGUACGUUCCAGAUCCAGACCAAAGAGGUAUGGACAUGCCAUACUUGCCUCAGAUUCUACGACAAUGUCGCGUCUGUAACAGAACGCGGAAUCGAUGUUGGAAUCACAAAGCCGAAGCCAGGACUUCCGCUCGAGGAAUACAUUGACAACGAGUGGGCCACAUGGGACGUUCCAAGAACCUGCGAGAAUCCGGCUUGUGCUGAUUCUGCACCCGGCAGUAGUGAUCGACCUCCUCAAAUUAUGAGACGCAUCAUAACGAGCGGUCCUGACGUUCUGGUCAUACGGUUCAGGCGCUUCGGAUUCAAGACCAACAAAACCGGCGAGGAGAUCACAGUGCCGACGAUAGUUGAUGGCAAGACAAUGAUGUACAGGGUAGAGGACAGAUUGGACCAUGUCACUUCCUUCCCGGAGGAGCUGGAUCUAUCGCAAUACGUCGAGGGCGAUGCUCGACUCGUGUAUAAGAUUGAAGGUGUCGUUUCGCACAGGGGACAGACCAUCGAGCGUGGCCACUAUGUAGCAACAGUUCGCCGUAAGAAUGGUCGUGGGAUCAACAUCGUGAACGACAGUAGGGUGAUCGAGGUCCGCAACAAGAAGCGGUUUAUCGACAUGAUGAAUGACCCUGGCAAGGCCGAUGAGGACUAUAAGGACUUUAGACCUUGUGUCCUCUUCUAUAGGAAGACAGCUGGGUAG
Messenger RNA from Fulvia fulva, 1401 nucleotides. RefSeq lists its product as uncharacterized. Gene Ontology annotation, molecular function: cysteine-type deubiquitinase activity. Gene Ontology annotation, biological process: protein deubiquitination. NCBI's taxonomy places the organism in Eukaryota, Fungi, Ascomycota, Dothideomycetes, Mycosphaerellales, Mycosphaerellaceae. The transcript has a single exon. The record is from RefSeq and is a predicted model, not a curated record. Bases 1 to 1401 code for a protein of 466 amino acids.